UUCGGGCUAUCGUCUAUUUGCGCUAUUGUUUACAUUUUGCAUCGAUCGCUAGCAAACCGGAAAAAAAUGUUCAGCGCCAAACGUGUUUUACCCUUUCUGCUGAAGAGUACGAACAGCCUACGACAGCAAAAUCGCUUCCUUUCCGCAGAAGCGAAGCCCGCCCCAUGGCCACGGAAGGUGUUUUCCGGCGUGCAGCCGACCGGUGCGCUGCACAUUGGCAACUAUCUCGGUGCGGUGAAGCGCUGGGUGGAGCUGCAGGAAGCCGGAGAGGACGUCACCUACUGUAUUGUUGAUUUGCACUCCAUGACCAUCCCGCCGGACCCCGACACGUUACGUCACAACACGCUGCAAAUGACGGCAACGCUGCUGGCGUGUGGUAUCGAUCCGGCACGGGCCACCCUCUUCCUCCAGUCGGCCGUCCCGCAGCAUGCCGAACUGUCCUGGAUUCUGGGCUGUCUGACGACAAUGGCACGCCUGACCCAUCUUCCCCAGUACAAGGAAAAGUCGGCCAACAUGAAGGAAAUUCCGCUCGGCCUGUACCUCUACCCGGUCCUGCAGGCGGCCGACAUUAUGCUGUACAAAGCGACCCACGUGCCGGUCGGGGAGGAUCAAAUCCAGCAGCUGCAGCUGGCUCAAUCGUUGGCGCGCGCGUUCAACAACAAGUACGGCCGAACGUUCCCGUUCUGCGAGACGCUCGUGAACGACGGCAGCCGGCUGAAGUCGUUGCGCGACCCGUCAAAAAAGAUGUCCAAAUCGGAUCCGGACCCGAAGAGCUGCAUCAUGCUGAUCGACCCGGCCGACGUGGUGCUGGAGAAGGUGAAGAAGUCGGUGACGGAUUUCCGGUCGGAGGUUACGUUCGAUGCGAAAGAGCGGCCCGGCGUGUCGAAUCUGAUCACGAUCCACUCGCUGGUCAGUGGCAAACCGGUGGAGGAGAUAUGCCGGGAGGCGGUGGGGAAAAACACGGGCCAGUACAAGCUGCUGGUGGCGGAAGCGUUGAUUGAGCAUCUGCGGCCGAUCCGGGAGCGGAUGGAGCGGUACACGCGGGAUGUUGGCUAUUUGGCCGACGUUAUCGAGGAGGGCAGUGAGCGGGCGCGGGCGAUAGCGGAGCAGACGAUCGACGAGGUGAAGGAGAAGAUCGGUGUCGAUGGGUUACGUGCUGGCCGGCGGCGAAGGAAUGUGCGGCAGGAGAGUUAAAUAAAAUCGCAGCGUGCUGUGGUGGUAGUGAAGGAA
This is a messenger RNA of Anopheles gambiae (African malaria mosquito), 1230 nucleotides long. RefSeq names its product tryptophan--tRNA ligase, mitochondrial (gene TrpRS-m). Bases 67 to 1194 code for a protein of 375 amino acids. The transcript is spliced from 3 exons. The record is from RefSeq and is a predicted model, not a curated record. Gene Ontology annotation, cellular component: mitochondrial matrix; mitochondrion. NCBI's taxonomy places the organism in Eukaryota, Metazoa, Arthropoda, Insecta, Diptera, Culicidae. Gene Ontology annotation, molecular function: tryptophan-tRNA ligase activity; ATP binding. Gene Ontology annotation, biological process: mitochondrial tryptophanyl-tRNA aminoacylation.